GCGCAGGUCUGUCCUGAACUCAUGAGCUCGAGAUACUCUGAUUUAAUAGAGCUGAAUGAGCUUGUUUCUACUGAAGCUAUAGCGACAGAUGAACGAUGCUAAUUAACAGUAAUCAGAUUCUGCAGGUGUUGCUCAUUUCACGCUGCUUUUAUUUGAAUUGUUCUGGUAAUGAUUGUUCUGGACAUUAAUAUUCAAUUAUGUGGGUGAAUGAAAAACACGUCCAUAUAAUUGAAUGAUAGAAUCGAAUGAAUGCUGUCUGGGUUGGAUUACACUUUCAUUCUCACCCUUAUCAGCUCCUGCAGACGUUUGAUAAAGGUCCUUCACAGGCUUCUUGGAAUAAAUUAAGGCUUCUGUUUCCUGUUCUGUGAAUUUUCAGGGCGUUUUAAACCCGCCCAGAUCCAGUCGCGUAGCCAAUCACACGAAACAAGAAACGAGAUCAGGAAGCGCUCUUAAUUGUCUGGUAAGGUCUUUUUAACCAGAUUAAAGCGAUUACAGGAACUCAAAACACGUAUCUGAUAAAGAGACACACAGACUGUUAUCUUUUCAUUGACUUUAAAAAAACAAGUCAAGAAGUAUGUUUUCCAUCUAUUUUUGUUAAACACAGAUGCAGAUCAUUACCUGGAAGAUAAAUAUUUAUUAGUAAGCUUUUUUGCCGUUUGAUUUAAUGGUAGUUUUCUUUUAUAGUUUUUUACUUAUAAUUAACAUUUCUGACUUUGAAAAGCAAUAUGCAUCACAGAUAAUAAUGCAAAUUAUGUUUAAUUUACAUUAAAUACCUAAUGUUAUUUUACUAUACAACACACCGGCGUUUAUUUAUAAAAUAACUGUCUACCAGAAUAUCUGAAAGAUAAUAGCCUACUGAUUUCGUAUGAUUUUAUUUUGUAAUUAUGCACCAUCUUAGGCCAUUAGUAAUCGGUAGAAUUAAAAAAAGGUAUAACAAUUUGAAAGUAUAUCAUUAAUACAUCAACGAGGAGGUUUUUAUGUUAUGCGAUCAUUAUUGCUAUACUCUUAUGUAAUAUUACUGGAGAUGGUUGAGCUGUUUGUAAUGAUGGUAACUGUAUUAUGAUGAGAUAAAGUGUAGGACAGAAGGUCUGAUGAUGUAACGCAGGCUAACAUGUGCUGAGACUCACUGCCAGCACACAGCUCAUGUAGCUUCAUGUGCUUCACUAACACUGUGUGUGUGUGUGUGUGUGUGUGUGUGUGUGUGUGCCGCUUCACAGCAUAUAGAUUCAUCAGUUAUUAGAUAUUAGUUAAUAACAGAAGGAGGGUGAAUGUGGAUGACUGCAGCGUGAGAGACAGGAUAAACUCAUCCAUGAUGCAAAACUAUAUUAGAUUAUGAUCACUGUAAUGAUACACACAGCGUGUUAAAGUUCUUGGCGCCGCUGCGUCCGCAAGGGAAGGGGAUUCUGAUUGGCUGUCGGGCUGACGUCACGCCCCUCGGCCACGCCCCCCGCGCGCUCGAGGGCAGGUGGAUGCUCGUCUUCUCGUCACUUCUUCUGUCUUCUCCAGGAGUCGGUGUGAGAAAGCAGAGAUGGGCCGGAAGGAGAUCGACUGCAGCUGGAAGAAGAUCACCAGCAACAUCAAGGACAUUUUCGACUUCAAGGAGGUCCUGGGCUCGGGCUCGUUUUCGGAGGUCUACCUGGUGAGGGAGAGAAAGACCGGGAACUUCUACGCCCUGAAGUGUGUGAAGAAGAAGCAGCUGCACCACUCGAACCUCGAGAACGAGAUCAAAGUGCUGAAGAGGAUAAAGCAUGAUAAUGUGGUGGGACUGGAAGAUUUCUACGAAACCAGAACACACUAUUACCUGGUCAUGGAGCUGGUGUCGGGCGGAGAGCUCUUCGACCGUAUUCUGGACCGAGGUGUUUACACGGAGAAAGACGCCAGCCGUGUGAUCAAACAGGUCCUGGAGGCCGUUUCCUACCUGCAUCAGAACUGCAUCGUCCACAGAGACCUGAAGCCUGAGAACCUGCUGUACUACAGUCCAGACGAGAACGCCAAGAUUAUGAUCAGCGACUUUGGUCUGUCCAAGAUGGCUGACCACGGCGUGAUGUCCACAGCCUGCGGAACACCUGGAUAUGUUGCUCCGGAGGUUCUGGCUCAGAAGCCGUACAGUAAGGCCGUGGACUGCUGGUCUAUCGGCGUCAUAACCUACAUCUUGUUGAGCGGCUACCCGCCGUUUUAUGAGGAGAAUGAAACGCGUCUGUUCUCCAAAAUCAUGAAGGCAGAAUAUGCCUUCCACUCGCCGUACUGGGACGACAUCUCUGAGUCAGCGAAGGACUUCAUCAGACACAUGCUGGAGAAAAACCCGAUCAAACGCUUCACCACCGAACAAGCUCUCAGUCAUCCAUGGAUCAGUGGAGACACGGCUCACAAUGAUAACAUCAUUCAUUCGGUCUGUGAGCAGAUACAGAAGAACUUUGCCAAAUCCAAAUGGAAGCGGGUCAUUAACGCCACGGUGGUGGUCAGUCACAUGCGACGGCUCCAGAUGACCCACGCUGACCCUCCGACCCUGGCCCCAGCCCCGCUCAUACAGGUGCUGGACGUCUCUUCAUCUACCGGCCCUCCCCCAGAUGAGCUGGACACCAACGGGAACCCCUCGUGCAGUCACAUGACCCUGUCGCCUCACGCUGAUGUCAGCAGGGGGCGGGGCCCGCUCAAGGCCAGCAACAGCGAGCCGAUGCACGCCCUGGUCAUCUGUGAGACGGGUCAACACGCCUACCGCUCCGAGUCCGACCUGCCCUGCGCCGCCAGCAGAUCGGACAGAGUGACUCAUAGCAUGGAUGGGCGGGGCCAGUCUCUGCAGACCGGGGUUUGUUCUGUGAUGUAACGCUCUGAUUGACAGCUGUCAGUCAAAUGAAAUCCUCGUCAGGUGUGUGUUUUUCUCGGACGGCUCGGGGGCCGACGCUCGCCGGACCCUCACGAGUGCCAACCUCAAAUCUUCAUCUCUCACUAGCGAAAGUGUCAUUUCGAGGAGAUCGAGAACGUCAUUUCUCUCAGGAAUUCAGGACGAGGCAGGUUUAUCGCAUUAUUAUCUGUAUAUUCACGUACGAUAGUCGUAUUUGGGCCGAGGGCGGUGCAUCAUGGGAAGGGCGGAUCACAUGUGCCACUGUUUUACUGUGAACAGCUGCAGGUUUGACUGUUUUUAAUAUGUUGAAAUCUUAUUUUCUUAUUGCAAACUCAUACUCGCUGCUGUAAUCUCUAUAUUUAUGUUUUGUAUAUGCAUAUAAGAUGAUUGUAUCUGUUAUCUAGGGGCUUAUUACACGCUCUGCUGUAACCCAUAAACACGCUGCUAUAUAUCUGUAUUAAAAAACAUAAAAUAAAAUGAUUUACAUACCAACUUAAUAUCCUGGAGUGUUUUAAUGUCACUUCAUUUUGCAAGUUGCCUAUGUCUGGAAUUGCGUGCUCGUAUACUAUAUACUACAUCAUCUCCAGUAUGCAUAUUUUUUGCUUUUAAAGUUGAAUCAUUUUCCUAUGUGCUUUUGUCUUCUAUUCAGCUUUCAUUUAUUUUAGUGUCAGUUAUACACAUUUAGUGAACAGAAUUGACUAAUUUAGUGAAUUGAUUCGGUAGAUUCAGCUAAUCAGUUCAAUGAAUCGAUUCAGUGAACCGACUCACUCCAUCCACUAUUUGAUUCAACAAGUUGUUUUGUGGCUAAUUCAGCGAUUCGAUUUUUAAUUAAUUAGGUGAGUCAGUUCAUAACCGAUUCAGUGAUUCAUUCGCAUCGCGACUCAAAAAUGUUCACUGAUUUUUAAUACGAUGGCUGAGGUAAAAAUUAAUUUAUGUCAGUAAUCUUUGUGUUUCAGAUCAAAUAGAGCGUCUUUUAUAGUAUUAAAUAAUAUUUUAAAUUAGCUUUUUAUUUUUUUUCAGUUUUACUUGAAGCUUUAAAGUUUUAGUAAUUGAAAUUU
Puntigrus tetrazona (Sumatra barb) is the source of this 3900-nucleotide messenger RNA. It is a transcript of the gene camk1ga, whose product is annotated as calcium/calmodulin-dependent protein kinase IGa. The transcript is spliced from 14 exons. Gene Ontology annotation, molecular function: ATP binding; calcium/calmodulin-dependent protein kinase activity; calmodulin binding. Gene Ontology annotation, biological process: peptidyl-serine phosphorylation. Gene Ontology annotation, cellular component: intracellular anatomical structure. NCBI's taxonomy places the organism in Eukaryota, Metazoa, Chordata, Actinopteri, Cypriniformes, Cyprinidae. The record is from RefSeq and is a predicted model, not a curated record. The coding region runs from base 1529 to 2824 and encodes 431 amino acids.